This is a messenger RNA of Pocillopora damicornis (cauliflower coral), 2018 nucleotides long. RefSeq names its product F-box only protein 22. The record is from RefSeq and is a predicted model, not a curated record. Gene Ontology annotation, biological process: positive regulation of proteasomal ubiquitin-dependent protein catabolic process; protein polyubiquitination. Gene Ontology annotation, molecular function: protein binding. Lineage: Eukaryota; Metazoa; Cnidaria; Anthozoa; Scleractinia; Pocilloporidae.
CAUGACUAUCGCUUUACGCUCAAAGAGAAGUUGGUGUUCUACGGGUGGUGGAACGCCAACGUAAGUUUAAAUUUCAUUCCCACUACUAAAGACAAUAGGUAGCGGCGUUCAGCUCGCAUUCUGUUGAACAAUGAGCACUAUUUUACCGCAUGCCUGCAUAAUGAGAUGAGUUUCGUCUGAUGAAAACGUUUGGUUUUCAGACAAACCGCUAAGCUUGCUCUAUCAGUUUCGAUAGGUUAAUUUACAAAAUACAACAUUUUCAGACAAAUGGUGUACACAUAAAAGCAAGCACUAUACUUAGCUCUAGUCGUGCAAAGAAAAAUCCGCGCGCAUAUCAAACGUGACCUCACAAGAAAUAGCGUCACAAUGAAACGUGGUAGAGCGCAUACAGAAAAGCAAAAUGUCAGAGACAAGCAAUCGUGCGCAAUCAUUUCUCCCCUACGUUCCCGAGAUGGUGGACAUGAUCUUAAGAUACCUUCCUGCGAAGGAGCUAAGAACAACAGCAAGAGUAUGCAGAAUGUGGAGGAACAUUUCCACGCGGAUUUUACAUUCGCGAACAACUUGGACCGUGCAUCACUUGGCGGACAAAUUGAUUACAGGAAGUGAAAUCGACGAUGUUUUUGAAAAUAUGUUCACGGAACCACGAAUGGUGAUUCAGUUGAGCCAUAGGGAAAUCUGGUUCACGCGAAGGGAGCCACGAAGGCGAAGGAACGAAGAGAGACAGCUUGUGCGCUCUGUUUUUAAUUUAUUUGCCAAACUUCCACCGGGAUGUGUCACAAUAGGUUGUACCACUGAACGUAUUGUAUUCCAACAGCCCACUGACGAGUUCACUCCCAACCUCAUCCAUCAUAUUAAGGCAGGACACGCAUUCAUAUGUGCGCCUCACAUGCCUGGUGUUUGCUACCACCAUGUUUACCUCAGAACACCCAGGCCACCGCCAGCUAGUGACUGGUGCGAUAUGUUUGAUUUGCCCGCGCACACUCCAGUCAAGUUAGUCGUGCUGAUAGCGCUCUCGGCAAGUAGAGAUUUCAUACCGUUCCUAGCCUCAGGAAUCCGUGAAACUUAUGGAGAACAAGUAGUUGUUUUCGGAGGCGUUGGGCAUGACCGUUUGUUUAUAGAUGGUCUAGUAAAGAGAGCAAGAGUUGUGGCAAUAUUCAUUUCAGGCCAACCAUUUCGCGCACACGCUGGAUUAUUAAACAACGGUAAUGACGCUGACUUUUAUACACCGGCUCAUCAGCUGACAGAAGAAGCUAGAGGCGAAGGUUUUACGCCCAAAUUUUCACUUUUGUUCACAUCACGGUUUGUUCACAAAGGACAAGCUUUCUAUUCCAGCUCUCAAACAGCAUUCAGAGAAAGUUUCAGUACCAUUCCUAUGUUGGGUUUCUAUUCUUACGGCGAGUAUUGCUUAACUGAAAGAGACACUGAAGUCACCAAAAUCAAUGACUUCAAAAGACAAAUGAGAUACAAUUCAGCUAUUUAUUGUGUGUGCUCGUACAAAAACGAGACACAAUAGCAUUUUUAUCUAGUUAGAAAUCUAAAACAUUGAAGUACACAGUAUAACAUAAAUAUCUCCUAACAUUGUCUUGUCUCUGAAUGUAGUCUGAAUUAUUCUCAGUAUGAAGUGUCCAAGCUAAGAAGUUGUGAACAGGAAUAAUGUACAACGUAACAUCUCGACAUCUUUUCAAGGUUCAAUAUUACUAUGUAUUUUGAUAUAGUUUCUGUUUCAUUUCAUAUUGGCGUUUAAAAUAUUGAAUAUAAUUACCACCUUUACAAAUACUUGUUUACUUUUCAGUUCGUUCAUUAUCAUUGUAUUUUUUCACGUAUGUUUAGAACGAAAUUCUGGCACACAGUGUCCGUCGAGCGAUUGCUCUCAAACAACGUCUCUGCUGCAUUUUAAUGUCAGGGUGACACUCUGAAGACCGUAAAAAAUAAUUUUCUACAUGAUACGAACUGUACUCAGUGUCUCUCGGAAGAAAGCCAAAGAGACCAAAUCUAAACAAAAGGCUCGCCAAGUGCAA